Messenger RNA from Camponotus floridanus (Florida carpenter ant), 1998 nucleotides. RefSeq lists its product as uncharacterized. Bases 37 to 1812 code for a protein of 591 amino acids. The record is from RefSeq and is a predicted model, not a curated record. The transcript is spliced from 5 exons. Lineage: Eukaryota; Metazoa; Arthropoda; Insecta; Hymenoptera; Formicidae.
GGAGAAGAAAGAAAGAGUAUUGUUAUUGAGACAAAUAUGAGGUCUUCUUUGAUCUUGGGAAUUGCCGUUCUGACGAUAGCGGCCACGUCUAUCGUCCAGGCACAUCCAUCCAAAACCAGAUCAGAACACACCUGCGGAAGUUUAGGUCCAGGUAUCAAUGCCUGCAAAUGCGGGGAAGUGGUAGUGAAAGCAGCAAAGGUGCAAAAACCACUGGUAUAUGCGUCGCCACAAGCAAUCAAUGAAGCUGCAAUAGCACGCGAAGCGGUUGGAAGAUUUUCCGCAGAAACGGGAUCCGGAAGCAUAGCAUCUAAUGUCAUUUCCAAUCCCUAUUCUAGCGGAAUUGUUAGCACUAGCAGCAGCAGUAGCAGCAGCAGUCAUAGCAGCUCUUCAGCUUCUUCCUCAUCUUCCGUCAGUGUUCUUGGAGGAAGCUCUUCCUUCAAUACUUUCUUGAAUGGUGCGAGCUCCAAUUCUGGUUGCGGAUGCGGAAAGAAAUCCGAACCUCUGACGAUGCGCGAACUCCUCUCCGAUACUAAUAAACAAAUCGUGCCCAGCUUCCCACCGAUCGGUGACUUGUGUUAUCCAAGCAAAGUUCAAAACGGCAAAGUCCAAGCAAUUACUACAACUAAAACUAAAGUGACACCGGCGUAUCCCAGCAAAAUUACAUGUUCCUCUCCCACUCCUGAGCAAGUACAAGUUUGCGUACAGACACUCAAUGGACAUGUCGAUGAAGCUGGAAUGAGAAAACUCGGCUUGACAUCCACAUAUAACGUAGCGUCCGAUGGAUUGUUUCGCAGAUUAAGCAGUAUAAAUGCAUUUGGUAGCGCAAAUAGUUUGGGUAAAUACAUUUCCAAUAAUGCAGGCAGUCUUGGAGGGUACAGUAGCUCAGGCAGUGUAGGAUAUAGUGGUGCUAAAGGCAGUGUUGGAGGAUACAGUUCAACUGGAGGAUACAAUACGUACGGAUCAGGAUAUGCAGGUACCAGCGUAGGCAGCCUAGGACAAUUUAACUCCAAAACCAGCAGUUAUGAAAAUGAAUUUGGAAGCGACGUUGAAGUUGCUGGAAGCUACAGAUCUAAUUGUGGUGACUUUGGUGAUGAAGCGGAUCUUCCUAAAGAUUAUUCGUAUCCUCGAUUACCUGCGGAUCCGGUUUCGCUCUCCUUGGCAUACAGAAAUAUCUUCUCGCCCAUAAAUGUGGCAUACAAUAAGAAAGUGAGAUUCGUGCCGGAAGAUAAACUGUCAUUUGGUCAUAGAACGAUACCAAACGAAACACCGUCGAAUAAGAAGAAAUUAGAGGUUCCUGAAGAAAAACUUCAGAUUCUCGAUAAACCCGUCGUAGAAUUAAAACCGAUACCAUCGGUUCCUAUCACCAUCACUUAUAAUGAACAGGAAGAAGCUAAGUUAGCCGAGCUCGAGGCCAUUGAACGUGAAAGAAUACAUCAGGAAGAAGUCGCUGAAGAACAGCCAGGACAUUUUAUUACAUACGGGGACCUAGGAUUUACGCCAAUCAAUGGAGCGCUACCGGGGAAGUUGUCGAGUCCUGUACCCUCAAUGGGUGCUAUCGACACGUUCAAUGCAGAAGAUGAUGACAGAGGUUGCGGUCCGGUAGGUCCACCAGCCUCUGACUAUGUUCCUGGCACUGUCGUGAUCAAUCAAGAAAUCGUGAAUGAAGACGAAAUCGAGGAUGGCAUCCAGACAGAUGAGGAUUACGAACACAACGAUGACGACGAAGAAGACUACGACGAGUACUCGUCUGGGAUAUUCGAUAGGCUCAGAAGUUCCGCGCAAAAAUACGGUCAUCCAUGUGGGGUUCUAUGAUCUCUUAUAUAAAAAAUACGAAAUGUGAGAAACAUUCGUUUCAAUGACGAUUCAUCCAUCGAGUUGAGUCUUAGUUGUUUUGAAAUGAAGACGUAGACAUCUUCUCAAAUAUUGUACUAGUCCUAGUCCUACGUCUUUGUGAUGUCUUAAUGUUACGAUAAUAUAGCGAUUAUAGAGAAAAGAGAA